Salvia splendens (bonfire salvia) is the source of this 1251-nucleotide messenger RNA. RefSeq names its product tobamovirus multiplication protein 1. The record is from RefSeq and is a predicted model, not a curated record. Gene Ontology annotation, cellular component: plant-type vacuole membrane. NCBI's taxonomy places the organism in Eukaryota, Viridiplantae, Streptophyta, Magnoliopsida, Lamiales, Lamiaceae. Bases 76 to 1014 code for a protein of 312 amino acids. The transcript has 11 exons.
CUAAUCGAUUUUGACAUACUCAUCUUCUCAAGUAAAGAAAGAGAGAGGGAAGAGAGAGGAGGAGGGUUGAGCACGAUGACCAGAAUGCUGAUGAGUUUUCCGGCCAUCGACUCCGGCGCCGGAGUGCUGACGGCCAGCUGGUGGGAUGAGAUCAACGAGUCCGUCGCAUGGCAAGAUGGGAUAUUCUACUCUCUCUGCGCCGCCUAUGCCCUCGUUUCCGCCGUUGCCCUUAUUCAAUUGAUAAGAAUUGAACUUAGAGUGCCCGAAUAUGGUUGGACCACGCAAAAGGUUUUCCACCUUAUGAACUUUAUAGUAAAUGGAGUGCGUGCUGUCGUGUUUGGAUUCCACAAAAAUGUCUUUCUUCUACAUCCUAAGGCCCUCUCUUUGGUUUUGCUGGAAUCUCCUGGCCUGCUCUUCUUCUCUACAUAUACUCUUCUUGUCCUUUUUUGGGCAGAGAUAUAUCAUCAGGCCAGAAGACUGCCGACUGAUAAACUAAGAAUCUGGUACUUUGCUAUCAACAGUGGAGUAUACUUUGUGCAGGCUGGUAUUUGGGUGUACCUCUGGAUAGAUGAUAACAGCACUGCAGAAUUUGUUGGAAAGAUAUUUGUUGCAGCGGUUUCAUUUGCAGCUGCAUUAGGAUUUCUGCUGUAUGGAGGAAGGUUGUUUAUCAUGCUAAGGCGCUUCCCUAUUGAAUCUAAAGGGAGGAGAAAGAAACUUUACGAGGUUGGAUCUGUGACUGCUAUUUGCUUCACUUGUUUUCUUAUAAGGUGCUUCGUGGUUAUGCUCUCAGCCUUUGAUUUAGAUGCAUCACUAGAUGUAUUGGACCAUCCAGUUUUGAAUAUAAUCUACUACACGCUGGUUGAGAUUCUUCCUUCAGCUCUGGUUCUGUACAUCUUGCGCAAGCUGCCUCCGAAAAGAGUACCAGCAGCACAGUAUCACCCUAUCCUGUGGUUGAUGCAUGAAAAGCUCAUAUACAUCAGAUUUAUUAUCACUCUGGAUUGGCUCUGGUCAUGAGAUUUCAUUUUGCCUGUAUUUUGUGGGAGUCUGAUUUGAUGUUAACGAUGGCGAUUUAUUGAGAAGCUUGCCAUUUUAAUUGAAACUUAGCCUUUCUGUUAGCAUAGUUUGUAGUUGCUUUUAUCAUUUUAAGUUUUAAUAGUUGUGAUCAUUUAGAACUCCCAGUGUUGUAAUGCAUGUCACAAUAAGAAAAAUGUGUUGGUUUUAUUUUAUAAAAUAAUUAAAUGUUCUAUGUUA